This is a messenger RNA of Lolium rigidum, 1113 nucleotides long. RefSeq names its product BTB/POZ and MATH domain-containing protein 1-like. Bases 1 to 1113 code for a protein of 370 amino acids. The transcript has a single exon. Gene Ontology annotation, molecular function: protein binding. The record is from RefSeq and is a predicted model, not a curated record. Gene Ontology annotation, biological process: protein ubiquitination. NCBI's taxonomy places the organism in Eukaryota, Viridiplantae, Streptophyta, Magnoliopsida, Poales, Poaceae.
AUGUCUAGCCAUGGAUCUAGCCUCGUCGAUCCCUUGUACGGAAGCGCAUCGCCGGGGAACAUCGGCAACAAGACCUCCUCAGCCGUGUCCGUCCACACCGGUGAGCACCUGUUCAAGGUAUUCCGCCACUCCCGGAUCAAGGGCAUCAACACCUGCCUCACAUCCAAGCAAUUUCGUGUCGGCGGUCAUGACUGGGCCAUCCUCUACUACCCAAACGGCUUCCUCUCUGUCAACGAUGGGCAGUUCACGUCUGUGUAUCUCCGGUUGAUGAACGCCUCUGAACGUCAGGUCAAUUUGUCAUAUACCUUCUGCCUCCAGGACCCCGCGGCACCGCUGACCGGGGAGAAGAACAAGUACGGCUCCACCUGCAAGCUCUCGUCCAAGAGGGACAAAGAGGGUGUACGCAAGUUUGUGAGUAAAGCUGAUUUGGCCGCGUCAGGAUGCCUCAAGGAUGACUGCCUAGUGAUCAAGUGCUACGUCGAGGUCAUUGACGACCACGAGGAGAUCACUGUGCCACCCUCCGAGAUGAGCAGAGAUCUCCGCAAUCUUUUUGAAAGAGGCUUCAAGACAGACCUGACUAUCAUGGUCGGCAGGUUCAGAAGUUUCGAGGCACAUGCGUGCAUCCUCGCGGCACGAUCGCCGGUUUUCCACGCAGAGCUCUGUGGAUCUAUGAUGGAGAGCAAGGAAAACAUCAUCCAGAUUGAUGGUAUGAGUGCUAAGGUUUUCGAGAUCCUCUUGUAUUACAUAUACAAUGAUUGUCUGCCUAAGUUUAUGGACGACACCACGAAAGAUGCUACAAAUAUGGCACAACACUUGCUCGUCGCGGCUGAUAGGUAUGCUAUUGAGAGGUUGAAGCUAAUAUGCGAGAGCAAGUUGUGCAAAACACUAGCCAUCAGCUCAGUAGGUUAUACUCUGAAUCUUGCAGAGCAAUACAGUUGUCAUGAUCUCAAGGCUCGUUGUUUAAAGUUCAUUGGAAAAAACCGCGAGAAGCUGCGAUCCGUUGAAAACGCAGGAGGGUUCGUGCAACUAAAGCACAACUAUCCACUCCUUGCGCAAGAUGCUCUCGGCAAGCUGACUGGUAAGAAGAAGAAGAAAAACCAGUGGAGCAAAUGA